Molecule: messenger RNA, 2839 nt
Organism: Chara braunii
Lineage: Eukaryota; Viridiplantae; Streptophyta; Charophyceae; Charales; Characeae
Source: the annotation of a GenBank genome assembly
GAGAAUAGUCAAAGUGAUGACUACUGUGAACACCCCAGAGAUCAGAUCCGUGAAGGAUUCUUCGGAGAGAGUGAAGAAGAAGAGGAAGAAGAGGAGGAAAGAGGAGGAGAAAGAAGAAGCAAAAAGCAGACGAGCUGUGGUUUUGCGACUGCAUCAUUUGAAGCAAGAAGCAUGCCAUCUGAGUAUCUACGCUCCUGAAUCCGUUUUGCAUCGUCUAAUCAACAGAUCGAACCACAUACCCACAUCCACACCCACAUCCACACCCAAAGCCACACCCAAAGCCACACCGACACCGACACCCACGCCCACACCCACCCACCCACCCACCCACACACACACACACAUACACACACUCACACAGAGGCACACACACACAUACAGACACAGAGAGAGACAAAGAGAGAGAUAGGGAGUCGGAGUUGAGAAGCCACUCAGCGUUUGGAAAAUAUGGAGACGGGUCCGGCGAAGGGUGGCAGGUCGAGGUUUUCGACCGAAGCGGCAGGGAAAGGAGGAGGACGAGAUGGUGGUCCCCAGGGAGGAGGAGCAGCAGCUAAGCGACCUCUUCCCAGCGCGCUGAAGAUUCCUGGAGCAGAGGGUUCCAGGAGCAGCACUCCUGCUGUAGGACUUCCACGUCCUAAGUCGGUCAGGCUCGCUGUCGAUGGGCCCCCGGGAAGUACCUUUCCCACUGCGCAGUCUCCACUUGCGCCUGCUUCCCCUGCUUCCCCUGCUCCUCCGUCCCAGCCUGCUGCAGGUUCACCCUCCUCUGCGCUCGACCCCCAACUACGUAGCAGAGGUACCACCACAAGUCAACCGGACUUGUCCAUCCUCUCCACCCCCGCCACUUCCCAGAGCUCCCGCACCAGCCGCACUGGAAAAACCCCCAAGCUACCCCCCGAAGAAAUCCACAACCGUCGUGCCAAUGUCUUGGUCGACAUGAUAAGGACCUUCUUGAAGGCCAUGCGGAUCCCGGCCCGCACCUUGACCAAGAAGGCCGAGAGGGCCCAGGAGAAGGAGAGACUGAUUGCAGCAUGGACGGAAUUCCUCACCAACGUGGACACGAGAUUCUCGGGCAAGAAGUAUCGGUAUACUUUGGCAGAGAUGUGGCAUGCAGUCCAGGCCAAGCUGACAGAGAGGGAGCAGAGGUACUUGGCCGGGAUCUUGAAGACCACAGGACCCAAGUUCUUUCCCAAAGACUACGAGGAGAAGCUCAAGAUGCUCAAGAGACAGAUUGCUCAAGUGUCGGCAGGAACCAUCUAUCGACUGCCACGUCAGCUCAUUCCUAACGGGAAGAUAGUCAAGGACUUGAGGGAUCAAGGGUGGCCUGCCUCAGACCUGAAGAGGGCUGGGUUCUCAGUGAAGGAGUUGCUUGAGGGAGGAUGGACUUUGAAGUCCCUUCUGGGAACAGGGUUUACAGCGCAGGAGAUGAAAGCGGCAGGAAUUUCAGCGUUGAACUUGAAGGAAAGUGGGUGGGGAUUCUCCACACAAACUCUGAGAGACGCAGGAUAUCAAGACUUGGAGCUGCGAGAUGCGUGUUAUGAGAUACCGGAGGACAUAUUCGCAGCCAUGCAUGUGCACAGGCUGGCCAAAAUAGUGCCCCGCAAAGGGCAACGCGUUAGGAAACGCCCAAAGCCGCAGGUAGCCGUGAAGACCCCAGUCUCUCUCUGGAGAUCAAACACGUUCAAUAUCCCAGCACUGCCUGGACCACCCGCAAGUGCACCGGAGAAGCAAGAAAAGCAGGAGAAGCAGGAGAAGCAAGAGAAGCAGGAGAAGCAGGAGAAGCAGGAGCAGCAGGAGGAGCUGCAGCAGCAGCAGGAAAAGAAGGACAAGCAGGAAAAUCAGGAGCAACAGCAGCAGCAGCAGGAAAAGCAGGAAAAGCAGGAGCAACAGCAGCAGCAGGAAAAGAAGGAAAAACAGGAAAAGCAGCAGGAGGAAAAGCAGGACAACCAGGAGAAGCCGGCCUCAGCAGCAUAACAGAAGAAAAGGAAGGACAAACAGAAUAAGCCACAGAAGCAGCAGGAAAGAAAGCAGGAAAGAAGUGGGGGAAAAAAGAAAGAAAAAAAAACAGGAAAAGCAGGGAAAACAGACCUAAGCAGCAAGAGCGGACAGAAAAGGAUGAGAAGCAGGAGAAGCACAGGAGAGGCAGGCAGGCAAUAGGAGCAACCUCAGAAGGGAAAGGAGGACAGGCAGGAUAAGCAAAGGAAAAACAGCGGCGGAAAACAAACAAACAAACACAAACAGGAGAAGCAGAAAAUUUAAAGCAAAAGGACACAGAGGAGAAGCAGAAGGAAAAGGAGCAGAAGCAGGAAAAGCAAGAGAAGCAGGCCUAAGCGAAACGAGGGAAAAGGACAGGCAGAAAGCAGGAUAAGCAAGAGCAGGGGCAGCAAAAGAAGAACAAGCAUAAAAAAUCAGGAGCAAUAGAAACUGCCAACUGGCCCAGCUCAGUUGGUACACCCUUGAACUGUCGAAAUACCAACCUGAAUUCGAACUCCACCGGAAGUAAAUCAGUAAGCAGCAGCAGCAGAAAAAGAAGGACAAGCAGGACAAGCAGCAGAAAAGGACAAGCCUUAGGAAGAUAAGGAGAAGAAGUAGAGAUGGCACCAGGAAAGAAGGAGAAGCUGGAAAAGAAGCAGGAAAAUAAGGAGAAGCAGAAUAUAUGCAGUAGUAGGGAAGGCCUCGGUGACAUCCGUCUUACAAUUGGAGUGAUACAGAGAAGAUUAGCAUGGCCCCUGCCCCCAGAAUAGAAGGAGCCAGGACCAUAAGGCCCUGUUUAAAAAAAAUAAAAAUAAAAAAAAAUGCAGUUACUGUACAGUAACUAGUGAAGUAAAAGUAUUCUCAAGUA